Molecule: messenger RNA, 1662 nt
Organism: Paramecium sonneborni
Lineage: Eukaryota; Ciliophora; Oligohymenophorea; Peniculida; Parameciidae
Source: the annotation of a GenBank genome assembly
AUGAGCAAACAUCGUCAUUCUAAAGAUAAAUUAUAUGUGACAUAUAGCGAACAUAUGUUAGAAAGAGGUGGUAAGAAAGAGAAUAAAGCAACUCCUUUAACUAGAUUACCAUUUGAUCAUUGUUCACUAUCACUUGAACCAUUUAAAAAUCCUGUUUGUACUAGUGAAGGUCAUGUAUUUGAUAUUGUUAAUAUUGUUCCAUUUAUUAGAAAAUACAAAAGAAAUCCAAUAGAUGGAUAGCCACUUAAGAAUGUUGAUUUGAUUUAGUUAAAAUUUCAUAAAAAUGAUAAAGGAGAAUAUCAUGAUCCUAUAAGUUUUAAGGUAUUUACAGAUCAUACUAAAUUGGUUGCUAUAAAAGUAAGUGGGAAUGUUUAUACAUCUGAUACAAUAGAGGAAUUAAAUCGUAAACCUAAAUUUUGGAAGGAUCUGAUAAGUGGUGAAGUUUUUAAUUAUAAAGAUAUUAUUGUAUUGUAGGAUCCUAAAAAUAUAGAAUCAAGAACAAUAAAGAAUUUUGAUUUCUUAAAAAACAAUCUGAAAUUAGAUUAAUAAACAGAAGAUGAUGUAUACGUAAAUUUAAAUGAUAGUGGAAAAAGAAUUAUGGAAAUGGCAUAAGAAUAAAAUGUACAUAGAUAAAAAGAAUAAAAAGAAAGAGAGAAGUAAACUUUUGAAGAGAUUGAAUAAAUCAAAAAAAAAGUUAAAGAAUAAAUGGAAUCAAAUUAAUUAAGCGUAAAAGAAUUUUUAGAACUCUCUUCAAAAUCAGGUGAUUUUGUAUCUGAAAGAUAUGCAACUGAACAUGAUUCUGUUAGUGUUACUAGUACAUAAAUGACAUUAAAAACUAAACCUUUAGGAUAAGUUUAAUAUAGAAAUAUGAACGAAGAUGAGAUUAGAAAGUUAUUAUAUGAAAGAAUAAGAAAAGCAGGAUAAAAAGGAUAUGUAUAAUUAAUUACAAAUUAUGGAAAUAUUAAUUUUGAGUUACAUUGUGAUUUAGUCCCUAUGACAUGUGAAAACUUUUUAGAAUUAUGUGAAAAAGGUUAUUAUAAUUAAACAAAAUUUCAUAAAUUAAUUGAAAAUGAAUUAUUAGAAGGUGGAGAUCCAACUGCAACAGGAUAUGGUGGAGAAUCUAUAUUUGGAAAACCAUUUAGAAUAGAGAUAAAUAAUUUAUUAUCUCAUAGUAAAGCUGGAAUAGUUUCUAUGGGAAAUCUUGGAGCAAAUCAUUAAACAUCACAUUUGUAUGUUAUUUAUAUAAACAUAAUUAGUUUUAUAACUUUAGCUGAAUGUAAAAAGUAUGAUGGUAAAUAUGCUGUAUUUGGAGAAGUAGUAGGAGGAUAUUAAUCAUUAUAUCAGAUUAAUAAAUUACCUACUAAUAUGUGGUAAAGACCUGAAGUUACAAUUAGAUUAAAAGAAAUAAAAGUUAUUAAAAACCCUUUUAGAGAUAUGAUGAAAAUCAUGUUAUAAGAAAAGGAAGUUGAAAAGGAGUAAAAAUUGUAGGAUAAAGAAAAAGAAAGAUGGUUAGAUGAUGAUGGAUUUUCAUUACCUACAAAAGUUUCAACUACUUCACAAAUUAAAGGAUUAGGAUUAGCUUCUAAUCUUAUUUAAUAGUUCAGUACAUAAGAACUUUAAAAAAAAUAAUUAAAAUAAUAUUCAUUUGAUAGUUGGUUAUGA